UUCAAGUCAAAAUAGUCAUGAAGGCUACAACACUCCUUCUAGCAACAGGAAUCCUAGCUGCCGUAUUAUUUCUGGUAGAAGGAACUAAAUUUCCCCAAAAACGAGCUUUUGGUAUUGGCAAUCGUGGUCAACCACCUGUGGUUGUGGGUGGACAAAAUAAUUGUGUCUGCCAGCAAGGUCCACCAGGGCCUGCUGGAGUUCAAGGUGUGAACGGUCCUCCUGGUGAAAAGGGUGAACGUGGGUUUGAUGGAUUGAUAGGAUUACCCGGUCCAGCUGGACCUGCAGGACCUCGUGGUUCACGAGGCCUUACCGGACCACCUGGCCAACCUGGUCCACCUGGGGCCCGUGGCAAUCGUGGACAGAGAGGAGAUAUUGGGCCACCUGGUCCAAUAGGGCCUGUGGGACCCAUGGGGCCUAUAGGUCCAACAGGCCCUGCAGCCUAGGUUAUUUCAUUGAUAAAAAUUACUGUACUCAACUGAAAAAGAGAAAUAAAAAGCUUAAAAGAAAAACUUAUU
This is a messenger RNA of Eupeodes corollae, 515 nucleotides long. Its product is annotated as collagen alpha-1(I) chain-like. Bases 18 to 443 code for a protein of 141 amino acids. NCBI's taxonomy places the organism in Eukaryota, Metazoa, Arthropoda, Insecta, Diptera, Syrphidae. The record is from RefSeq and is a predicted model, not a curated record. The transcript has 2 exons.